Molecule: messenger RNA, 4346 nt
Organism: Gymnodraco acuticeps
Lineage: Eukaryota; Metazoa; Chordata; Actinopteri; Perciformes; Bathydraconidae
Product: carbohydrate sulfotransferase 8-like
Exons: 2
Coding region: 132-1250 (372 amino acids)
Biological process (GO): carbohydrate biosynthetic process; proteoglycan biosynthetic process
Cellular component (GO): membrane
Molecular function (GO): sulfotransferase activity
Source: RefSeq, a predicted model, not a curated record
GCGUGAAGCUUGGAAGCACUCCCCGGCAGUCCAGAGAGACUCUCUCGACGCAAGAGAGAGAAAGAGGCAAAUCUGACAAUUACCAGGACCACCAGGUGACAGAAGUCAUCAUAUCCAGUCCGAUCCCUCCGAUGCAGUUCCCUCACUUUGAGAAGAGUAAACAGACGGCUGCUCCUGGGUCCAGAGAGCAGAGCAGACGGACGCCCACAACUGUGUCUCGGGAGCAGGACAUGUCCUCCCUUAAUGUCUCCAAAAGACACCGCAAACUGCUGAAAACAAGUCCCCCUGUCCAUCACGACAGUAAAAGUGAUUCCUCGCCCUCUUCUUCUUCCUCGUCAUCCUCCUUGUCUGCUUCCUUGCCCUCAUCCUCAGUCCCCCCCCCUUCUGUUUCUGGCUCUUUCACCCCUGAUAAGUGGAAAAAGCUUGUCUCUAUACAGGAAGCGCGCCGGCAACUGAUGAAGGAGAUGUGCGCCAAGUACAAAAGCAGCAUCUCCAAGACCAUCACAGGCCACCACGUGAGAAACCUCUUUGUGGAGGACAAGUACAAGUUAUUGUACUGCCAGGUGCCCAAGGCAGGCUGCUCCAACUGGAAGAGGACCCUGAUGGUUUUGGCGGGAAAGUCUCCCAAUGCUCAGAGCAUCAAACACGACACAGUUCAUGACGGCCACCACCUCAAGGAGCUCAACUCCUUCGACCGAAAGGGAAUCAUGCACCGUCUGGAGACUUACACCAAAGUCAUUUUUGUCCGAGAACCCUUGGAGAGAAUGGUGUCGGCGUACCGGGACAAGUUUGAGAACCCUAACAACUACUACCACUCCUUGUUUGGGAAACCCAUCAUCUCCAAAUACAGGGUGAACCCGUCGUUAGAAGCGCUGAAGACGGGCAACGGGGUCACGUUCAAGGAAUUUGUGCAGUACCUUCUGGAUGUCCAUCGGCCAGCGGGAAUGGACAUCCACUGGGAUCAAGCCAACCAGCUGUGCAACCCGUGUCUCAUAGACUACGACUUCAUCGGCAAGUUCGAGAACAUGGACGAAGAGUCCAACUUUCUCCUGCGAUUGAUUGGUGCGCCACCCAACGUCAAGCUGCCAAAUUUUAAAGAUAGGAACCCAGCCGAUAAGAGGACCUCUACGCAGAUCACAGAGAAAUACUUUUCACAGGUCAGCACGUUGGAGAGACAGCGGAUCUAUGACUUCUACUACACAGACUAUUUGAUGUUUAACUACACUAAACCUUUUAAAGAUUUAUAUUAACUAACUCCUAUCAACUCUUGAAUCACAGUUACAUUCCACGUCUUCAUCGCUACCAUGAUAGAAAUCAUAAUUCACAUGCUCACAUGGAUCUAAGCAGAGGCAUCAGAGAGACUGAACUUCCUCCGAAAAAGCUGCCUUUUGUGUAAAAAUUUCUACAAGAUUCUUCGUUCUCAGACGACUAUGAGAUGAAAGGUUCUUGUACUAACAACAACUCUAAAUUGCCCUUGUAGGAAGUUGUUUAUUCCCUACUAGCACAUGGUGAGGUAGAAUAUUACAUUGAUAAAUGUUAUGCUUGUGAAAAGCUUUAAAAUUAUGCCUAAUAUCCUUUAAGUCAAAUCAGAUUUUCAAAUGCUUUUUAUGAUUUGAGGUUCCACUUGGGUGCAAUUCCAUUAAGGUUUUUAUCACACUACUUCAGUCUGAAGUGAUUUAUACAAAACAGUAUGUUAUAUGAGCCCCUAUUAUCUACCUUUAAGAUACCGACGCUUCGUAUGAUAACUUAUGAACAGUGUUCAAAUGUUCAGUGUUAAAUGCAUCCAGUAAUUUUUAGAAACUUGAUUCGCUUCCGGCAACAAAACUUGAAUGUAAAGUUUAUGAAAAAAUCAUUCUUUGUUCUAGAUACAAUGUAUGAGAACAACCGUAAAUAAUGCACAACAAUAGUGGGUACGGUUCCUGUUUGAAAUCAGAUGAGGAAAAUCUAAUAAUCAACGUAAUAACCUGCGAUUUGGACUCAUGUAAUGUUCUUUUUGACUUACAGUAUGUUGGGCAUAACUAUACCUCUAUGUAUCAAUGAAUACUAAUGCAGGUAUUUCAUGUGAAUGGUUUUACUGAUGCUAAACUGUAAGAAAAUGAAACACUAUAAAUUGUAUAAAUCUGUCAAGUGUGGCCCACUCCGAAGCUGUGUGCACUUACUGUAGCAUUUUUGUACUUCUAACGUUGUGCUUUUGUCUAACACAUACAUGUGCUGUGCUGUAGGUCACUAAGAGGUAUUUACUUGGGUGGUUGUAGUUUAAUGCAGGACAUCCAGGUAUUUACAGGGUAUUAUGUGUGGCUGCCAAUAUUUACUAAUGCCUAUCAGUGUUACAGACUUGAUAAUCAAUCAGUUACUAGAUUAUGUUGAUGGCGGGUAAAAGUCAACAACAACAAAAACACAAAAACAGACUUUCUGACAGUUUAAAAUGUACGAUUCGGACAUUUUUAAAGAGUGUGUGCAAACUAAACACGCCCUGAACAGCUAUCACUUCUCACACCAUCAGCCUCUCUACACCAUCUGUAUGUAACACAUCUACUCUACACCACCAUAUAGGCUUUUUUCUGACACUACUGUGUACAAUUGUAUAAUGGGCAUUCAGAUGACUCUAUAUUUUUAUAUGUAUUUCUAAAAUAUACAGUAUAUAUUCCGUGGUUAUGGUGAAGGUAGUACAUUUAUUUCCUUUUUGAUGUCAUUUGUUGUUCUUUCAGUAAUAGUGUAGAGUUGUUGUGUGCCAGAUGAGUUUCUUUCCAAAACGAAAUAUCCACCAGCUACAAACCACAUGCUAACUCUGAAGAAACUUAAUGACUGCAUUGAAGAAUUGAUUCCCCUCUGUACUUUGGUUGUAACGAAAUAAUAGUUUUUCUUUAGAAAGGAUAAUGGGUAUAUGCAUUUUUGUAAAUUAGCUCUGUAAUUAUUAUCCCUGAUCUGUUCUUCUCAAUAUGAAGAUAGACCCUGUACAGAUGAGCUGCAUUCCACCACCAUGACAUUUUUACACAUAGCAACUCCUCUGUCUGUGUGUGUGUGUGUGUGUGUGUGUGUGUGUGUGUGUGUGUGUGUGUGUGUGUGUGUGUGUGUGUGUGUGUGUGUGUGUGUGUGUGUGUGUGUGUGUGUGUGUGUGUGUGUGUGUGUGUGUGUGUGUGUGUGUGUGUGUGUGUGUGUGUGUGUGUGUGUGUGUGUGUGUGUGUGUGUGUGUGUGUGUGUGUGUGUGUGUGUGUGUGUGUGAUUUACAAUUUGUUUCCUAUUGAAUACUUGUAUACACAACUGCUAAAAGACACAAUUUGAAGGUAUAGUAUUUUGUGUGUGGGUAACAUGCUACACUGCUAAGGUAAAUUCCCAACACACCUCCCAGCUGGCACGAAAAGUAGAAUCUUUAUUUCAUGAAUUAUUCCUUCAUGCAGGUCAGAUCACAUGACGAUGUGCACAAGUGAAAUCAGCGCAGAGAGCACUCAAACUGUUUUAAAUUAGGGCUCUCCUAACAGUUUUUCUAAGACUCAGAUGUCUUGGAUACAAUAAGGUUUAAUGAGGUUUUAAAAAAAGGACAAUCCAGCACAUGAUCACGUACUGUAAAUAUCCAAGAUUAUAUUGACUGACAGGUGAGGUUUGUCCCCCAAAGAUCUGAGUUUAAAUCUUGGUUUAUACAUUAAUAUAUUGGGGUAAAUACAGUGAAAUACGUUGAAAAUACAUUUAAUAACUUAAAUCAAGUUAAAGUGUGAAGCCCGGCAACAACCAAAGUGAGUAGCAGAAUAUUUUAGCAGAGGGCACGAUGCAAACGUUAUUAAUUGUGACGCUGGGAACGACCUAUGGCUAGUCUCCUAUAUAGUAGCUAUACGCUUUGCAGCUCACUGGAAAUGUGUUUUAUGUAACAAAAUACUACCCUAUACACACUAUAAUCAAUCUUUAACAAUUUUGGUGGUAGUACCCUUUCACGGUGAUGGUAAUUGUAUGAACUUUUGUCAGUAUACUGUGUUGGCUUUUGCAAUUCCAAAAUCUAAUCCUUGUUUAGUUUGUGGUCAGAUUCUAUGUAGCUAGGUAUAGCCAAAAGCAAAAAGCUACUGCAUUAAGACGAGUAUUACUCUUGCAAAUACUCCGUCCCCCCCGCCCCGCCCCUGCUAAUAAAGUUUUCUUGGUAUGUGGGUGUAUGGACAGAUUUAUCAAAAGCGUAAUUACAGUAACAAGUGAAUGUAUAACUGUUAAUUGUUGGUGCAAAAGUGUAUAAAAUAUGAUCUUAAGCCCUUUGCCUUAUUUUACACUGCCAAUCAAAUGGUGUAUUUCAGGAAGACAUUCUACAGGAGGUUAUUAUUUCUGGCUAUUUUCUGUCUACUAAUAAAUUGUCUUUAGCAUUUUCA